Molecule: messenger RNA, 1726 nt
Organism: Actinia tenebrosa (Australian red waratah sea anemone)
Lineage: Eukaryota; Metazoa; Cnidaria; Anthozoa; Actiniaria; Actiniidae
Product: syntaxin-17
Biological process (GO): vesicle fusion; exocytosis; intracellular protein transport
Cellular component (GO): plasma membrane; endomembrane system; SNARE complex
Molecular function (GO): SNAP receptor activity; SNARE binding
Source: RefSeq, a predicted model, not a curated record
AACUUGUUUCGUAGAAAGAGUCACUAACAGGAAAAAAUUUUUCUUUAAUGGAAUAAUUCCGUUUAUCCUGCUCAAUUAUGGCGUUAUUUCUCACUUAAAUCGAUCCAUUCUGAUAAAAUACUUAUUGGACUUACAGGAGACAAUCAAGACAGAUGUUAGUCGAUAGUUCUGGUCAAAAUACUUGGUUUUUAUGAAGCUAUUUAUGGCGAUGGCGAAGAGUUAAUUUUUUGUCUACGAGUGCGUUUAUUUCUAACCCAAACAAACCUGAAAAACUUCACAAAACAAGGAAAAAGAUCAUCGCAAUGGCGUCAUUUGAAGAAUAUUCAUCACAAAAGUCAAAACAAGAUGUCAUUUCAAGCCUACCCAAACAUCCCAUUAAGAGAUUUGAACCUGCUUUGGACAAGUUUAUCAAUAUUGCUUUACCAACAGACUUAACAAGAUUGCACAGGCACCAAUUAAACAUGGAAAAGUUUUAUCAAACAGGAUCAUGGCAAGAAUUGAAUGCAGAACAAAUCAAUGCAGCAAGAACAGUCCAGCAACUCAAGGUGAACAUUCGUGAACUGGAAAACAUCAGACGGCAGUUGCAAGCAUCAGACAUUCAACUCUUUGAUAACCGGGUAGCAGAAAUCAAAGAUGAGGCAUUACAGGGUGUCAGGGCAUUUAGAGAGGUGCAGAGACUUUAUUCAGAGAGACCCAGGAGGACAGGAUAUGUACAAGGAAUACAAGAUKGUGAAACCACUCAACAUUUACCAUCCCUGGAGACAAACUAUCAACAGCAACAGAUGCUCUUAGAAGAAGAAACUUCAGCUUCAUGGGAUGUCCUUCAAGAGAGCCUUGAAGACCUCAACACUCUUAUUCAUGACUUUUCUGAAAUAGUUCAUGACCAACAGUCAAAUUUAGAUUCCAUUACUGACAACAUUGAAAAUGCUCAUGUCAACGUUCAACAGGGCACAACUGAAUUGGGAAAGGCCAGAAAGCUGCAAGCAGCCAUGUUACCUGUGAUUGGUGCACUGAUUGGUGGUGUUGCUGGAGGCCCCAUUGGACUUGUAUUUGGUCUAAAAAUCGGAGCAGCUGCAGCUGUGGGUGGAGGAAUUGCUGGAUUUGCAGGGGGAGAAAUAUUGAAAAAGAAAGGGGAGAAAAAUGUGGACACUGAGCUGCAAAAUCUUAGCUCCAAAAAAGAAACAAGUAUUGUCAAGAAACACUUGUAGUUAAUAGCUUGGGAUAAAUAAAUUAUGAUAGAUUGACAACCCUCCCUCAGGGGCAGUUAAUGGAGAAAAUGGAAAGAAUGGUAAUCAAAACAAUGACAAACUCCACAAAUCACAAGUGCAAGCCGAAUGUAAUAUUGAAUAUGACUGUGCAUGAGGGUUGCCUGUGAAGAAGCUCUCAGUAGCAUCCUUAGAAGCUACAAAGAAACAAGAUGGUUGAAACUUUUAAUAAAUAGCUUGUAAGCACUCAUUAAAUUAUUCACCCGUUCCUAAAUUCUUAGGGAGAAAUGAAGACUGAUGGAAAUGACCUUUGUUGAUCUGUUAGACCCACAAAAUGAAAUUUAAAUUAUAUUUGAAUGAAAACAAGAGAAAACUACAGUGGUCCCACUUGGCCUGUGAAAUAGAUAUUGGGCAGCAGAUAAUGAUAAAAAWUUUUAAUUCAUUUGCAUGAAAAUUAAUUUCCCAUUUCUGACCCUGUGUCUUUCAAACUCUUGAAAAUAAGAUUCUUUGUUUGAGUUUUA